Molecule: messenger RNA, 5526 nt
Organism: Sarcophilus harrisii (Tasmanian devil)
Lineage: Eukaryota; Metazoa; Chordata; Mammalia; Dasyuromorphia; Dasyuridae
Gene: CBX2
Product: chromobox 2
Exons: 5
Coding region: 96-1682 (528 amino acids)
Biological process (GO): negative regulation of transcription by RNA polymerase II
Cellular component (GO): PRC1 complex; heterochromatin
Source: RefSeq, a predicted model, not a curated record
CGCGGAGAACGCGCGGUAGGCGCGCGCGCGCGGCCCCCGGACUCCCCUUUUUGUGUCUCCUCGCUCCCGGCGGCGGCGGCGGCGGCUGCGGCGGGAUGGAGGAGCUGAGCAGCGUCGGGGAGCAGGUCUUCGCAGCCGAGUGCAUCCUGAGCAAGCGGCUCCGUAAGGGGAAGCUGGAGUACCUGGUGAAGUGGCGAGGAUGGUCCUCCAAACAUAACAGCUGGGAGCCAGAGGAAAAUAUCCUUGAUCCAAGACUGCUCCUAGCCUUCCAGAAGAAGGAGCAUGAUAAGGAGGUGCAGAACCGGAAGAGAGGCAAACGUCCCAGGGGCAGACCGAGGAAACAUGUGGUGGUGUCAGCUUGUAGCAGGCGCUCCAAGAUCAAGGAAUCGGAUAUGCCAUCAAAAUCCAAAUCCAGCAGUUCUUCUUCUUCCUCUACCUCUUCAUCCUCCUCUGAUGAAGAAGAUGACAGUGACUUGGAAUCCAAGAGAGGUCCCCGGGGCCGAGAGACCCAUCCAGUGCCUCAGAAAAAAGCGCAGAUCUUGGUGGCCAAACCUGAGGUAAAAGAUCCCAUCAGAAAAAAGAGAGGUCGCAAGCCUCUUCCCCCAGAACAGAAGGCGGCCAGAAGACCUGUGAGCCUGCCAAAGAUGCUGAAAACGACUCGGAAGGACCUGGGGCCAUCGAGCAAACUGCCAUCCUCACUCACUGCCCCCGUGACAAGCCUCGCUGCCCUCAAAGCCCAUGCCAAGGAGACCUGCAGUGGCCCCAGUGGCUCACCUGCCACUGAGAACUUGACCAGCCUGAUGAAAGGUAUGGCCGACAGCCCCAGCCGAGGAGGAAACAUCAGCUGGCAGAGCUCCAUCAUGCACUACAUGAAUAGAAUGACCCAGAGCCAAGCCGAGGCAGCCAACAGAUUGGCACUCAAAGCACAGGCCUCUAACAAGUGUGGCCUAGGACUGGACCUGAAAGUGAGAAACCAGAAGGGGGAACUAGGACUCAGCGUGCCAGGAGCCAGAGCUAUGACAGCCCCUAGCGCUGGGAGUGCUGAGCAGAAGUCAGGGAGGACCCCGGGCCUACACAAUGGGGGCAAAGUGGGGGCCUCCUCCGUUGGUACUCAACCAGCUUCAAACCAAGAGCUGAACCUCCAGGCUUUGAACUUGCAGAGCAUGAAAAAUGGAGCCCCAGGGAGUGCUGUGCUUCCCCUGUACCCUGCAGCUGCCAACCUGAAAACCUCCAGUAAUAUUAACCCCACCGCUGGCAAGGGGCUGGGGAGUGGUACCGCCAGAGUGGCCGGAGUUCUCCCUGAAAAGAAAGGUGAGAAACUGGUAGCCAGGGGUGCAGUUGUUUCUGCCUCUGGAAACAAGAGGGACACGAUAAAGAGCAAUUCCAAACCCAGCGGGCCGGAGAGUCACUUGGUUGCAGGUGAGAGCCGAAAGACAACAGCCCUGUCUGAGAUGAGCACUGCAGAGGAGAGUAGUAGCACUGACUCAGAACGGGACUCGGCUUCUUUCCCAGGCACCGCGGGACAGAACCUGUCUGUCUCCAUUCAGACCAGCCAGGACUGGAAGCCCACACGAAGCCUUAUUGAGCAUGUCUUUGUCACAGAUGUGACUGCCAACCUUAUCACAGUCACUGUGAAAGAGUCCCCGACCAGUGUUGGCUUUUUCAAUCUGAGACAUUACUGAAGCUGACUGUCAUCCGGUCUUAAGAUACAGCCCAGGUGACAGAAUCUCUUCUUCAAGUGGACCUCUUAGCCUUUCAUAGUGUUCUCUUUUUGAUUUUGAUUUUUUCAUCAUGAUGUCUGUUUGUAUUUUUAAGUGACCCAUAGCCUGCCCAAAGGAAGACAGACUGGGAAGGUAUAGCUUAUUCACUUCCUUCAAUUUAACAAACAUAUAGAGGAUUCCAUCAACCACCAACCUGUCCUUUAUCCCAGCCCAUGUGUGUACAUAAAACAUGGAUGGAUGCAUUAGGGAAAGGGGACCAAAUCUCAAUUCCUUGUUAUUUUAGUACAACCUAGAUAGACCUUUGUUACAGGUAGGUAGUACUGGCUGAUUUACACACUACUCCUUCCUUUACUAUUUGUCAGUUCACAGCAAAAUGGGUUGAGCCAAAUGGCUCUCAGUGAGUGGCUAUUUUAAGAAAGAAACCGAUUCUUAAGAGUGUUUCAUUUUCUCCAUAUUUGUUACCUACCUUGUCCAUCUUGCCACAGCAUAGCAAAGGUGAAUUUUCUAUCUAGUUACCUGAAGGUGACCAAACCCCAAGAAGAGCAAAGGAGGUUAAAUUGUCUUGCCACCUUCUUCUAUGGGUUAACAAUUCCUGUCCCCAACAUGGGAACGUUCUUCAAUACAAUCCUUUUUUCUGUUAAGGAGGUCUUGUUGGACUCCUUGUUAUUUGGGAUAUGUUGUUUACAUUUCUUUAAGCUAGUAUCAGUUUCUAAAAGGUGCUAUACGUGGGUGGGCCAGCCUAGAAGUUCAUAUGAACUCUUUCCUCCUCAAAGUUGUAGUAGCCAAAGUCACACAGGCAAGUGAGGAAUUUGCUAUGACUACAAUGUCCUUACAUACCUGAAAAUUAGGAACUGUGACCUGAGAGUAGAAUGAAGAGUAUACACUGAAAGCAGCAUAGGAGAGUGUUCCUAGGGUAAGACAAUCUUUUAUCUUUCUGUGGUUCUAGCCAAGAGUUAACUGCUGCAGUAACCCAUAUCCCAAAAUCAUUUCCUAUUCAUGAUCACAUGCCAAGAAACCUUCAGGGAAGAGAGUGCUAGGAACGAUGGACAUUAAGAGUUCUUGUCCCAUUUAGUAUCCAGGUGACACCCUUCUUCCUCAUUUCACUUUAAACUUAUUCUCGUAUUUCCUAGGUGACUACUGAAUAGAAAGACGAAAUAGCUUUGUUUCAGUUGAUACUUGUACCAUUCCUGGAUCCUAGCUUUAGAAGUAUGUUUAUGAGGACUUUUCUAUAAAUGGAGUACUUGGAUGAACUUACCUCUCUGUUCCCUCCCUCCCCCCCCAGAAAAAAGAAAAAUGACCCUUUUUUUGUUUUUUCCCCCUGGAUGGUCCCAGUCACUUGGCCCCAUUAACUGCCUCCAAAAGCCACUAAAAGAAUCUAUGUCCAGUCAGUUCCUGGAAAUGGAUUUUUUUUUGAUAGCCAUCUCAGCUGUUGUUCAGAUGUGCAACAUUGACAUCCCUCACAUUCUUUCUAUGUUAUAGCUGUUGUGGUAUACUUAAGAGGUGAUAAGCUUAUAAAGAAAGGGCCACUGGCCAGGUUAGUGGGAGAUGUUUCAAAUCUUGUUAACCUACCUAUAUGUCCUGGAUUGUUAUGCCCCCCUUUGAGGCAUAACCUUUCCCAGAUUGGAAAUUGGGACCAAACAGAAAAGAGGUUUAAUUCUACUAUAGACCAUCAUCUUUCAGUUUAGAACUAUGUUUUGGUAUAGAAGAGGAUAGACCAUUUUCCUUUAAAAAUACCAAACAAAUCUUGAAACGUCCAAGUACUGGGCAGUUUCCAGGUGCUUACCUUUCUGCUCUCUUUUUUGUAGAAAAAUACAACCCAUGGGUUCCCUCCAUAAACUUCAUUCUAUUCAUACUUGGGGGACUACCACUAGGAUGGGUAAAAAAAUAAGAUGUUAAAUUGUUCCUGAAAGAGACAUAAUACUGUGCUCCUUCCAAAACUAGUCUGUGUCAGAUAUGUCUUAAGAUUUAAGGAGAGUGGGUUGUGAUUGCCCAGCAGCCUAGAAGUAAUCAAAGAGUCUUUUGAUACCAAAAAAGAGGGGGAAAAAUUUUCUGCUUCUGUUUUUAAUUGUGUUCUAGUGUGAAAUCAGCCAAAUGAAUCUUUUGGAAAGAAAAGAGGCCAAUGAGAUUGAGAAGGGAUAAGGGGGAAUUCUUUAUCAAGGUUAUCUCCUUUAAAUAAACCCAAAGUGACUUUUAUCCAGGAUGGGUUGGAAGGCGUGCUUAACCAAGACUGAUUUCUCUGGGGAAGCCUGACCAUGGUCAAGGGCAUCUUUCCUUGUCCUUAACCCAUAUGCCAAAUACUAAAAGUUGGCCUUUGUAUUGGAAUACACACUUAUUGUGCCUUUAAGGAGUAACAUUUUCAUGUCUACUGGAAGCAAGGUGAGGCAGGAAAAUCGAGAAGCCUUUCCCAUGUCCUUUCUUACCUAGCUCUUGAGAAUAGCAUGAAGUUGCCUCGUUUGGUAUUUCUUAUAGUGAUAAAGAAGUGGCAUUUGCUUACCUGGAAUUUGGAGGCUCCCUGCCUAGAGUAGGGAGGAGGGAAAAGCUUCUCAUUCCCAGAAUAGUCCGAAUGGGGUUGUAUGCACUUUCUACUACUAGAAUGGAUUAAAAGAACAAAUUUGCAUAGUCCAGCAUAGCAGGGGUGCAGAGGAAUGGAUCUGGGAGGGUAGUAAAACUAACCUCAAAUUAGUUUAUGGUUCUUAAGACCAGGCCUCCCAAAUGGGCCUCCAAGUACCGUGUAUAUAAUGGGAUCCCACAGAUGUCCCUGCUUGCUUUUGAGUCACCUUAUUAGCAAGCAAACUGCUUUUUAGCAGACCUCCCAACCCCAUGAAGCUGAAGUUUCCAAGUUUCUCAGCCUAUUCCCAUCAAGCACUUUCCUGCCUUUUAGGCGAAGUAAAGCAAAGGCUCUGGGCUGACAGUAGGGGUUCUAAUUAUGAUCAUUAGUGAAUGAGGACUACAGCUAUUAAAAGCAAGUGUGUUUGUCCUUGGGUGUCUUGUCUGAUUUGAGAAAGCUCUCAUACACAGCAUUAAGACUUUUCCCCCAAAUUACGAUGUUGUGCCUUUCUGUUAACUAGCUAUUUCAAGUCCAAAGUUGAAUCAGGAAACACCUUGUUUCUAACCAGUUCUGCCUUUUUUCUCCCCUUUUGCUUAAAAUUUUGACGUUAGGUGUUUUUUGUUUUAAUCCCAGUGGCUCAUAUAUGAAUAAGACUUGUGUUCGUUCACACAUUUGAAAGAGACACUUCUCUAAAGAAUUGUGCAUUUUAUUUCAUCUGUGUUGGACAGAUGUUUGGAGCUGGUGUCAUAUGUUUACCAGUAAACAAACUAGUAUUUAGAAGUCUACCUUUUUUUUUCCCUCCUGAAAAAUUUGCUGCUAUGUUUUUUGUGUGUGCGCACAUAUGUAUAGCUAGGUGUCAAUCAAACAUCUGAUUUAAGGUUUGUUGCUACUUUUUACUUCUAAGGGUUUCCUAAUCGAAUUAUAUGGCAGUAUUUGUAUAUUGAAUGGAUAUUUUUAUCCUGUUUUUUGCCUCCUUUUUAUUUUUUAUUGGACAGGAAGAAGUGGUCGGUUUUGUCAUCUUCCUUAGAGGUUUAGUAUAUAUAUUUUUAUAUAUAUAUAUAUAUUUUGUACCAAAAAAAGAGUGUUCUUUCUUUUGUUACACUCAGAUCCUGAUAGAUAGGGAGGGCUGUGGCCUGAAGGUUUUGUUUAAAAAAAAAAAAUUUAUGUUUGCAAAGGGGAGGGGGAGGGGAUAGGGGAGAGGAAAAAAAGAACUGUUCUUGUAACUAUGCCAAUGAUUGGCUUGAUUUUUUUUUUUUU